Gryllus bimaculatus (two-spotted cricket) is the source of this 582-nucleotide messenger RNA. The record is from the annotation of a GenBank genome assembly. NCBI's taxonomy places the organism in Eukaryota, Metazoa, Arthropoda, Insecta, Orthoptera, Gryllidae.
AUGGCAGCAGCGGCGCUGGCGGUGAGGUCGCGAGGUGGCGGUGGAGCUUCGCCCCCGAGCUCGCCCUUCCUGGGCGCAGAGCUGCGCAAGUGCGACUCGGAGGACGAGGACGGGUCGUCCCCGCUUCUGACGCCCCCGCGGACGCCCACCUCGGCGAGCGCGCCGGCCUUCCGCUUCUCCUCCCCGCCCCCGCACCACUCCCCUCACCAGCCCGCGCUCACGGCGUUCGCCGCCCUGGAAGGCGGGCCGUGGGCGUGCGGGCUGCGGAGGCCCCGAAAGGAACGCCGCCUGGCGCAGCCAUGGUUGACGAGUAGCGGCCCGCCAGCGGGUGUGAACGCCGAAUGGCGGGUGUGCUGGGCGGUGGUGCGACCCCGCCCCGCCGGCGGCCGGGGCAGCCAGAAGCGGGCCGCCGCCGCCGCGGGCCGCCGCCGCCGCUUGCCGCCCGUACGUCGCCGCCGCCGCCGCCCCGCCCGGUGGCGGCUGCCGGGGCGGGGCCCCGGCGGCGGGUACAUCCACUCCAAAGAGAAACCGUUCAAAUGCGCCGACUGCGGCAAGGGCUUCUGGCCAGUCGCGGACUGCUAG